AUGAAAGAGAAAAAGAGAUUAAGUAAACGUUGUACUACUAAGCAGAGAGUAACUAGAGAACGUAAAAUUGUCCAAGAAAACCGGGCCAAGCGCCGGGAAGAGCGAAAACGUCAGAAAAGAGAAGAUGCCAUGCCCUACGGCCUUAUCAAAACAAAAGAAGAGUUACAAGAACUUAAGGAAAUCAGAGCUAAUGCUGAAAGAAGACAGAAACUCUAUGAAGAACGUAAAGCAAAUGAACCCCAAGAAAAAGAAACAGUUGAUAUUUCCCGGCGGUACUUAAAAGAAGUGCAUAAAGUCCUUAAUGAAGCCGAUGUGAUUAUUCAAGUCUUAGAUGCACGUGAUCCCAUUAACAGUCGAGCGCCCGAGAUAGAGAAAGCUAUUAGAGAUAAGGGUAAAAAACUUGUCUUUGUUUUGAAUAAGAUAGAUUUGGUUGAUCGUGAAAACUGGAAUGGCUGGUUGACCUAUCUUAAGACUAUUGCCCCGGCUCUGCCCUUUAAAGCUUCUACUCAGGGCCAGCGUAGUCACUUAGGACAUACUGAGAAGACUGAGUUGAAGGCUGAGGCUUACGGAGUGAAGGAAUUAAUGAGUUUACUUAAGAACUAUACGCGUGGGGGAGUAAGUCUUACAAUUGGUAUUAUUGGGUGUCCUAAUGUGGGUAAGAGUAGUUUGAUUAACUCUUUGAAACGAGAGAAGGCUUGUGAGGUUAAGAAUACUCCUGGAGUGACUAAAGUCUUGCAGCAGAUCGUACUGGAUAGUUCAAUAAGACUGAUUGAUUCACCAGGAGUGAUUUAUCAAAAAGGAAGUGCAAUUAGUAAUGCUUUACGGGCUAGUACGUCUGAAGUAGAUCCAGAGGAGAUAGUGGCUUUGAUUUUCCAAAAGAUUCCAGCUAGAACUUUAUCUAUUCUUUAUGGGGUGGAAGAACCUCGUUCAGCUGAUGAACUACUUAUUUCUCUAGCUAUUAAAUGGGGACGUAUGGCUCGAGGAGGUGUGCCUGAUAAACGUACUUCUUCUUUUAUGUUGAUUCGUGAUUUACAGAUAGGUAAAAUCCGGUUCUGCACUCCAGUACCACAAGUAGGAGAAGAACUUGAAAAUGCAUCGGCUAAUCUCCUUCUUACUGUACCGCAACGAUCUCUAGAAGGUAAGCCUGUCCAGGCUCCUGUUGAUCCCAAUGCCAUGGAAUACGAACCUCGUUUAUAA
This is a messenger RNA of Nematocida homosporus, 1197 nucleotides long. Its product is annotated as nuclear GTP-binding protein. Bases 1 to 1197 code for a protein of 398 amino acids. Gene Ontology annotation, molecular function: GTP binding; GTPase activity. Gene Ontology annotation, cellular component: nucleolus. Lineage: Eukaryota; Fungi; Microsporidia. The record is from RefSeq and is a predicted model, not a curated record. The transcript has a single exon.